AUGUCUCUCCAGCUUUCCAACCUGUUUGGCGUUAAGGACAAGCCCAUGAAAGCGAUCGCGGAGGGGUUUUCUACCAACGGUGCCAAAGUCUAUAUCACGGGACGUCGUGUUGAAGUCCUGGAGAAGGCUGCGGAGGAACUACGUGAAAGAGCGACACUUGGUGGACAAGUGAUACCCAUCAAGGGCGAUGUGAGCACAAAAGACGGCUGUGCCCAGCUCGUUGAACAAAUAAAACAGAAGGAGGAUCAUGUUGAUGUGCUAAUUAGUAAUGCUGGUCUGCCUGGGAAGACGGACUAUCCUCCUUGGAAUCCCAAUGAUCCCGACGCUGUUGAAAAAGGUUUGUGGGAAAGUGUCGACGACGAAUCCUUUACCACAACCAAUAAUGUCAAUAUCAGUGGUGUCUACUUCACCACUGUGGGAUUCCUUCCACUGCUGCGAAAGUCUUCGGACCCCAGCGUGAUUGUGAUUGCUUCCUUGGCCGGGGUUGCCAACCAGAGGACCGUGGGAACGGUGACUUAUGGUGCUUCAAAAGCUGCAGGUACGCUUAAUUGUUGGUCGUUCGUUACUUCUACGCUAGCUAACUCUGUCUCAAAGCUCUCCACGUAUCGAAGCUCUUGGCUGGUAGAUUUUCUCCGUAUUGCUCUCCCUAACAACGACAUUAGUAUGAAAGUCCGCGUUAAUUGCAUCUGCCCUGGAAUCUUCCCCAGCGAGAUGACAUUCGCUGAUACCACUGGCAACGCCGAAAACCUCAAUCCGGCCUCAGAAGGUGCUGCUAAGCGGGCUCCUGCUGGGCGCCCUGGAUAUCCCGAAGAGAUUGUCGGACCCUGUCUGAUGCUGAGUUCCAAGGCCGGGGGCUACAUGAACGGAGGGUACCUCUUGGUUGAUGGCGGCAGAGCAAUGAGCGCAUCCAUCAACGAUGGAAUUCACAUGCCAGAGGACACAUACGUGUGGUAAACUCGCAUGUAUCCAAGACCUCGGCUACAGCUACCACCCAACCCGAACUCCAACACAGUGACAAGAUAGCGAUCACAUAAAGGAGCCAUAAUGGAUUGAUUAGCUAUCUCUACUUCAUCCUGGUAGCCAAACAUUUAUAUCUCUAUCAUUGCCAGAUCCCAAAUCACCGCCCCUCCGUAACAGUCCUCAACUCACUCAACAUCCCCGCCCUGAAGACCCCCACAUCCGUAACCACCGAAAUCAUAUCAAAUCCCUGUUCCGCGCGCACGCGGGAAUCCUUACCAUCCGUACAAAAGAUAGCGGCC
Molecule: messenger RNA, 1259 nt
Organism: Aspergillus vadensis CBS 113365
Lineage: Eukaryota; Fungi; Ascomycota; Eurotiomycetes; Eurotiales; Aspergillaceae
Product: SDR family NAD(P)-dependent oxidoreductase
Exons: 12
Coding region: 1-954 (317 amino acids)
Source: RefSeq, a predicted model, not a curated record